AGCGACGCCAACGGCUACUGGCGGAACGAGCGCAGGCGGCUCUAGUGGUAGGUGUUCUUUGGUUCCCAUAGUUGUCCGUGGGGCCAAGUUUUAGGAAGAAGCCACUGGUGGCCACGCGAUUCCAUCAGCAUCUGGUGCUGCGCCUGCAAUUGGCGCCGGGGCACAAUGUUGGCUGUGGACUCUGGCCUGGUAUGGGCCCCUGAUGAGCAGGAAGGCUUCAAGCUUGGACGAAUUGUUGACAUCGGUGGCGAAACGGUCACAGUCCUUCUUAAUUGUGGCACUCAGCUUAUUACAGCUCCAUAUAGAAGCGUACAUGCUGCUGAAGAGGACCCGGACAAGGAUGUUGACGACAACUGUGCCCUGAUCUAUUUGAAUGAGGCGACCCUCUUCAACAACAUUAAAGUUCGUUACAGCAAGGACAAAAUCUAUACAUAUGUGGCCAACAUCCUCAUAGCUGUGAACCCGUACUUUGAGAUGCCCCAUUUGUACUCAUCAGAGACAAUCGGGAAAUAUCAAGGAAAAUCUCUUGGAGUGCUUCCUCCUCAUGUGUUUGCCAUUGCGGACAAGGCCUUUCGAGACAUGAAGGUGCUCAAACAGAGCCAGUCCAUCAUUGUAAGCGGAGAGUCGGGAGCCGGGAAGACCGAAUCAACCAAGUACAUCUUGCGCUAUCUCUGCGAGUCGUGGGGAAGCCAUGCAGGACCUAUCGAACAGCGAAUCCUUGAAGCAAACCCUGUGCUUGAAGCAUUUGGAAAUGCGAAAACCAUGAGAAACAACAACAGCAGCCGUUUUGGGAAAUUCAUUGAGAUCCAUUUCAACAGCAAGUGCAGCGUAGUGGGCGGCUUCAUCUCUCACUACCUGCUGGAAAAGUCUCGCAUCUGUGGCCAAAGCAAGGGUGAACGGAACUACCACAUCUUUUACCAACUCUGCGCUGGUGCACCCAAUGAGCUCAGGCAGCAGCUUCGAAUAACCAGCCCUGACGAUUUCCAUUACCUGCGCCAUGGAUGCACUCAGUACUUUUGCUCAUCAGAGUCCGAGAAACUGCUCAAGAACAACUCCCGAUCUAAGGAACACCAAAGCAAGGGACCACUGCGAGACCCAGUUAUUGACGACGCCAAGGACUUCUCAAACCUCGAUCGAGCGCUGCGGCUUAUGGGCCUCACUGAUGAGGAGCGGCUGAACAUCUACGUGGCAGUGGCUGCCGUGUUGCACCUGGGCAACGUCACCUUUGAGGAGAGCCCCGACGACAGCCGCGGGGGUAGCCAGGUGACCCGCGAGUCGGAACAGUCGCUGCGUGUCGCAGCCGCACUGAUGGGUGUCGACCCGGACGAGCUGCGGCAGAGUCUGCUGAGUCGCGUCAUGCAGACCAGCAAGGGCGGCCUCAAGGGCACCGUGUACAUGGUGCCCCUGAAGGCGUACGAAGCAAACAAUGCACGUGAUGCCUUGGCCAAGGCUGUCUACUCUAAGCUGUUUGACUUGAUUGUGCGGCGCAUUAACCAGAGCAUUCCAUUCAGCUCAUCAUCCCACUACAUUGGUGUGCUUGACAUUGCUGGAUUCGAGUACUUCCAGGUGAACAGCUUUGAGCAGUUUUGCAUCAACUACUGCAAUGAAAAGCUGCAGCAGUUCUUCAAUGAAAGGAUCCUCAAAGAGGAGCAAGCAUUGUACGAAAGAGAAGGCCUGUCUGUAAAGAAGAUUGAGUACGUAGACAACCAAGACUGCAUUGACUUGCUCGAGGGCAAGGGCACGGGCAUCUUCGACCUGCUGGACGAAGAGAGCAAGCUUCCUCGUUCCAGCCACACCCACUUCACGUCGGUGCUGCACAGCACACACCCCCGACAUUUCCGGCUGGCUGUGCCCCGAAAGUCUAAGCUCCGAGACCACCGAGAGAUCACCGACGACCAAGGAUUUCUCAUCAGGCACUUUGCAGGCGCUGUGUGUUAUGAAACGGCCAAGUUUGUGGAGAAGAACAAUGAUGCGCUGCAUGCAUCCCUGGAGGGCCUGGUGCAGGAGACACAGAACAGCUUCCUGCGGGCCCUGUUUGACGAGAAGCAGUCCAAGGGGGGCAAGCUGUGCUUCAUCAGCGUCGGCAACAAGUUCCGCAGUCAGCUGCAGGCUCUCAUGCACAAGCUGCAGCAGACGGGCACCCACUUUGUGCGCUGCAUCAAGCCCAACCUGCGCAUGGUCGACCACUGCUUCGAAGGCGGCCAGAUUCUCUCGCAGAUCAAGUGCUCAGGAAUGACCUCUGUGCUUGAGCUGAUGCAGCAGGGCUACCCAUCGAGGGCACCCUUUUUGGACCUCUACAACAUGUACAAGCAGUACCUGCCACCGGAGCUGUCUCGCCUGGACCCCCGCCUUUUUUGCAAGGCCCUGUUCAAGGCCCUGGGUCUAAAUGAGAAGGACUUCAAGUUUGGCCUGACCAAGGUGUUCUUCCGGCCUGGCAAAUUUGCCGAGUUUGACCAGAUUAUGAAGUCUGACCCGGAAAACCUAGCCCAACUUGUGUGCAAGGUGCAGAAAUGGCUCCUGGCUUCAAGGUGGAAGAAAGCCCAGUGGUGUGCACUGGCUGUCAUCAAACUCAGGAAUAAGAUAAUCUUUCGACGUGAGAACCUUGUGGUGAUUCAGAAGACGAUCAAGAUGCAUCUGGUGAAACGGAAGUACAGGCCCAGGUACCGGUGCAUGAUGAAGCUGAGAGCACUCCGCCAGCAAGUGCUGCAGAUGUCUAACCUUGCUGCUCAGCUGAAGAAAGAUGGUCAGCAAAGUAAAGCAGAGAUCCAAGCCUUGGAAGCCAAGAUCACUGGAACUAUGAUGCGCAUAAAGGAAGGGCGAAUGGGCAACGAGGACAUGGAGAAGGAGCAGAAUGAGCUGAUCAUGGCCGCUACACAGCUAAUGAAUGCCCUGAACCAGCGCAUUCAAAUGCAGAAGGUGGCUGAAGAGCACAUGCGCCGCGUGCAGCUGGAAAUGGAGCAGGCACGCCAGCGAAAGGAGGAAGAGGAACGACGCCAGCGGGAGGACGAGGAGAACCGGCAGAGAAAAAUUCAGAUGGAAGCUGCCCGCAAGGCCGAGGAGAAAGCAAAGCAGCUGGAAGAUGCUCGAAUGGCGCAAGUAUUGCAAGAGAAACUCCUCCUGGAACAGAAGGAAGAGCACGUGAGGAACCAACUAAUUGAGCAGGAGUCGCGGGACCAUGAGCUUGCCCUCCGGCUCGCCCAGGAGAACAACAGUGUGGUGGAAGACGUGGGAACCCCAGUCUUGCCAGUUAGGUCACAGGCCAAGGCUAAAUCGGAAGGCAAGUUUGACUUGUCCAAGUGGAAGUAUUCUGAGCUAAGAGAUGUCAUCAACACCUCAUGUGACCUGGAGCUUCUGGCAGCCUGCCGUGAAGAGUUUCACAGAAGGCUCAAAGUGUACCAUGCGUGGAAGAGCAAAAAUUCCAAGAAGGCUGAUGCCCCGCAGAUCAGAGUUCCUGUUUCACUCCAGAAUCGAGGCUCCAUCUCACCGGGACCCCAAAUGUUGAGCGAGGAAAAUCGUCAGCGUUACUUCCGCAUUCCCUUCCGCAAAGAUGGAAGCAGCAGUGGCCUCUGGUUUGCUCACUUUGACGGCCAGUACAUCGCUCGGCAGAUGGAGCUGCAUCCAGGCCGGCCCCCCGUUUUGCUUAUCGCUGGACGUGAUGAUAUGCAGAUGUGUGAACUCAAGCUUGAAGAGACCGGCCUGGCCCGGAAACGAGGAGCCGAGAUCUUGGAGCACGAUUUUGAUGCUGAGUGGGCAAAGCAUGGCGGGCCAGUCUACGCUCCACUGUCCACAAGGCAGAACAGCAUCUGUAAAAGCUUGGAUCAAACUUGAGUGUCGCUAUUUUUUAGAUCUCAUCGAUAGAACAGUUCGUAGGCCACUGUAGUGUUUGGUUGCAGCACUUUUGCUAUUGCUUUCGCUUACUACUUGCUUGAAUGCAUCCUUUUCUUUGUACCUAUGCAUAACCCUUUUUUUCCACAGCUGUCUCUAUUUGCUACUUCAAAAGCCUCAACAUUGACAGAGUGUUCGUGGCCACCUUUAGCUCUGGAAGUUUUUGUUUGUUUUCUUUGUUGUUGUUGUGGUUUUUUUUUUUUUUUUUUUUUUUUUUUUUUUUUUUUUUUGCCAGUAGCUUACUGGGCAGCUAACUCCACAACUUUCAUUUCAGUGCUUUCAAAAAGCUUGGUGAUUUGUUGCAAGAUAUUUAUGACAUCAGGAAUCUCGGUGCUAUCUCUAUUAUUACUAGUGCAAUUGAUUAUUUGAAUACAGCCUUUUAUAAGGACAUAUAUUUGCACGCUCUUGUUGUACUCGGUUGUGGUUCCUUUUAUUUUACCGCAUUUUGUUUGUGCAUUUUCCUAAGUGAUACUCUGUUAAUGUUUUCUGGCCCAACUGUCUCACUCUGACCACAAUAAAGAACUGUGUGGGGGCUAAAUAUCCCAGCCGCUUCAAUGGCCUUGUAUACUAACAAGUUUGUAUGACAAGAGCCGGUAUGAGUGUGGCAGUGGUGUUCUACAUGCACUAAAGAGCUCACACAGGCAAGCAAGUGCAAAAGUGGUUACAUCUGCUAUGUCAAUGUUGACACUCACUAGUUAGGAAGCUGGAAAAAUGAAUAAAACAUAACA
This is a messenger RNA of Rhipicephalus microplus (southern cattle tick), 4613 nucleotides long. It is a transcript of the gene jar, whose product is annotated as Myosin heavy chain 95F jaguar. Gene Ontology annotation, biological process: actin filament-based movement; actin filament organization. Gene Ontology annotation, molecular function: actin filament binding; microfilament motor activity; ATP binding. The record is from RefSeq and is a predicted model, not a curated record. Gene Ontology annotation, cellular component: plasma membrane; myosin complex; cytoplasm. NCBI's taxonomy places the organism in Eukaryota, Metazoa, Arthropoda, Arachnida, Ixodida, Ixodidae.